AGAACUGCGUCUCGCGACCCAGGCGCGGGUUUCCGGAGGACAGCCAACAAGCGAUGCUGCCGCCGCCGUUUCCUGAUUGGUUGUGGGUGGCUACCUCUUCGUUCUGAUUGGCCGCUAGUGAGCAAGAUGCUGAGCAAGGGUCUGAAGCGGAAACGGGAGGAGGAGGAGGAGAAGGAACCUCUGGCAGUCGACUCCUGGUGGCUAGAUCCUGGCCACACAGCGGUGGCACAGGCACCCCCGGCCGUGGCCUCUAGCUCCCUCUUUGACCUCUCAGUGCUCAAGCUCCACCACAGCCUGCAGCAGAGUGAGCCGGACCUGCGGCACCUGGUGCUGGUCGUGAACACUCUGCGGCGCAUCCAGGCGUCCAUGGCACCCGCGGCUGCCCUGCCACCUGUGCCUAGCCCACCUGCAGCCCCCAGUGUGGCUGACAACUUACUGGCAAGCUCGGACGCUGCCCUUUCAGCCUCCAUGGCCAGCCUCCUGGAGGACCUCAGCCACAUUGAGGGCCUGAGUCAGGCUCCCCAACCCUUGGCAGACGAGGGGCCACCAGGCCGUAGCAUCGGGGGAGCAGCGCCCAGCCUGGGUGCCUUGGACCUGCUGGGCCCAGCCACUGGCUGUCUACUGGACGAUGGGCUUGAGGGCCUGUUUGAGGAUAUUGACACCUCUAUGUAUGACAAUGAACUUUGGGCACCAGCCUCUGAGGGCCUCAAACCAGGCCCUGAGGAUGGGCCGGGCAAGGAGGAAGCUCCGGAGCUGGACGAGGCCGAAUUGGACUACCUCAUGGAUGUGCUGGUGGGCACACAGGCACUGGAGCGACCGCCGGGGCCAGGGCGCUGAGCCCUCGUGCUGGAAUGGUUGUCUGGUAUCUGAACUGAGCCUGCUGGCUGGACCAACUGUCCUCGAAAAGACACAGCUGGCUUCCCUAGUACAGAGAACAGGGCUUGGGCCACUUUGGAGAGACAGAAUCUAGUCCUGGGCAACUUCACAUCCGUCCUCCUGUCUCAGGGCUGGCAGGGGGAGCCUGGAAUUACCCCCUAGUGAUGGAAUGACAGGGUCUGGUGGGGACUGAAUUCCCUGGCCCUGGGGUCAUAGCUUGGGCUGUUCCUUCUCUGAUACGGGAAGAGACCCCAAUCAGAUUUUUCAAAUUAAAGCCAGUCCUGGGAAAUCUCAAAUCCGUGUGCUGCUUUGUCUCUGGGCAAAUGUGAAGGCGAGAUAAAAACAUCAAACAUUUUAUUGGGCGUAGGCUGUGUACGAGGCACAGUUUCUAAGCACGUCACUGUGUUAACUCAUUUAAUCCUAUAACAGCCCUACAAGAUCGGUAGUAUUAUCAUCCCUAUUUUACAGGUGAGAAAACCAAGGUUCCAAGAUUAUCACUUGAGGUGGGUUUUAAAUUAUGAACUUUUUUUUUUUUUUUUUUGAGAUAGGGUCUCGCUCUGUCACCCAGGUUGAAGUACAGUGGUCUGAUCAUGGCUCACUACAGCCUCAAACUCCUGGGCUCAAGCGAUCCUCCUACCAGGCCACUUUUUUUUUUUCUUUCUUUUUUUUUUAAGACAGAUUCUUACUCUGUCGCCCAGGCUGGAGUGCAGUGGCGUGACUUCGGCUCACUGCAACCUCCACCUCCCAGGUUCAAACGAUUCUCCUGCCUCGGCCUCCCAAUUAGCUGGGACCGACUAAUUUUUUAUAUUUUUUGUAGAGACAGGGUUUCACCGUGUUAGCCAGGAUGGUCUUCAUCUUCUGACCUCGUGAUCUGCCUGCCUCAGCCUCCCAAAGUGCUGGGAUUACAGGCGUGAGCCACUGUGCCUGGCCUUUUUUUUUUUUUCUUAAAUUUUAUUUCUUUUCUUUGCUAGCAGGAAGUCAAGGCAACUUUUUAAAAAUGAAAGCAAGUCCUCGCCUGGAGUCUACCUGUAUUUAUUGAGGAGCGAAGGGGAGAUUGCUUUCAGAAUGGUCCCGAAAUAAAAACACAAAACCUGGACCCUGGACAGAUCCUCUCCAAGGAGCCCUGAGAGUCGGCUCUCCAGGAAAAUGGGGGAGGAAAGGGGGACAACAGCCCAUUUUUAAAAAUAAAAUUCACUCCUGGUCUUAAA
Messenger RNA from Homo sapiens (human), 2084 nucleotides. RefSeq names its product SERTA domain containing 1 (gene SERTAD1). The transcript is spliced from 2 exons. The record is from RefSeq and is marked validated. NCBI's taxonomy places the organism in Eukaryota, Metazoa, Chordata, Mammalia, Primates, Hominidae. Gene Ontology annotation, cellular component: nucleus; cytoplasm. Gene Ontology annotation, biological process: positive regulation of DNA-templated transcription. The coding region runs from base 127 to 837 and encodes 236 amino acids.